Molecule: messenger RNA, 3555 nt
Organism: Coccomyxa subellipsoidea C-169
Lineage: Eukaryota; Viridiplantae; Chlorophyta; Trebouxiophyceae; Coccomyxaceae
Exons: 10
Coding region: 1-3555 (1184 amino acids)
Source: RefSeq, a predicted model, not a curated record
AUGAUGAUCCAAUGGGAGUGUGCGCAGUUCGAGGCCGAGGAGGAAAGGAAGCUGAGGCAGCUCAGCAGCUUGCAAGCUGUCUCCCCUAGCCCGCACAGCCCACUCUCCAUUGCCAGCACACCCAUGGGGCCAUCGCGCACAACCUCUGGCAUGCACUUUACGCGGACCAAUCCUUUGGCAGAGGCCACCCCAGCUGGGCCCUCGAUCUCGCCAGGCGCAUUCCCUGCAGGCUUCAGCAGGCUGCGCGCUAGGCAGGCCAUGAACCAGGAAGACAGCGAUGAGGAGAGCAGUAGUUCACCGAAUGCUGUGGACGAGCCCUACCUGAGGAACAAUCCUGCCUUCGAGGCCUACCUGGACUCUGACAGCGACAGCACCUGCUCCAUGGAGAGCAAUGCCUGCACCACGCCUCGCUCAGCCAUUCAAGAUCAGGUGGCGGGCUCUCCGUGGCUUGGUAGGGUGCAGACCUUCAUUCAGAGCCCGCAGUCCGGAUCAGCAGGACGCGCCGUCGCAAAAUCCGCGCCGCCGACUGUCCAGAGAGGAGCUGCCCCUGAACCCUACAGCAAGGAUGGCGCAGGACAUGGCCAGACGAGCAGCAUCGAUCUGCGCAAUUCGGUCACUCGAGCGCUGUUCGCGCCACCCGCCGAGCCCGGCAGCUCCCCAGAGGCCCCAGCUUUGUGGCACCAGGACGCCGCGCAGAGGCCGGCUCAGCCGGCAUUUGGGCGUCACACGGCGCCGGUAAGCCCCUGCCGGGAGUGGGCACUGGAUGACACUCCGCAGGCAGGGGCGCAGGUCCGGGAGGCCGCAGCCGUCGUGGACCGCCUGCACGAGGGCGUCGCGCGCGCAGCCGCGGCAGUCAACGCCGCCGGAGACGGCGCCGCGUCGCCGGCCGGCCGGGAGGUUCUGCGCGCGGCGGCCGUCGUCGACCGGCUGCAGGCCGGCGUGCAGCGGCAGGCCGCCGCGCUGCGCUGCGCGCAGGCGGCGCGCGCGGCCACCGCCGCAGCCGGUCCCGGCCCGGGCGCAGAGGCAAUGCAGGACGCGGCGGCUCAGCCGGAUUCAGCCCAUUUGCCGCGCCAGCAAAAUUUGCAGGCAGAUGGCGUUGCGCAGUUGCCCAGACAGCAGCUCUUGCACUCAGGGGAGGCUGCGGCGGGUGCUCAGGAGCUGGUGCACAGCUGGCAGAGCGCGGCAAUGGCAGGAGAUGCUGCCAGGAUGCAGGAGGGAGAGGUCGAUGCCAAGCUUGGGAAGAGGAUGGCUUCGCUGUCGAUCCUGGCAUCCGGCUGCUCUGAGACUGCCGAGGCGCCUGCAGCACCCGCUGAUGCAGGGGUGUCUCAGGCAGGCUGGGCGACAACAGCGAAAUCACCAGAGAAGCCACUGCCGCAGCCAACUCAGAAAGGGCGCGACAGCAGAGGCUCAUGGCUGCGCAGCGCGCUGCUGCUCUCCGCUUUGACAGCGCUGCUGGGCUCCACUGCCUUGCUGCUAGCAGGGCACCACAUGGCAGGCAGCCAGGACAGGCUCGCCGCCUUACACAGCGGCUUCUACGGCUCCGCCGCCGCUUCGUUCGGCCGCUGCAUGUCCCAACUGCAACCUCUCGCUCACAUGCAGCAAGCCCAAGGCAGUGCCGACAGCCUGGGUCGUAUUGUUGGCCGGGAGGCGGCUUGCAUGUACUCAGCUGCUCGGCGCGAGAUCGCGCUGACUUGGCAGGAGGUCCACCCCAGCCUCAGCAGCCACGUCAGCACAGCGCGCACAGCAGCCGGGCGGGCCACGGCAAGCCUCAGCACUCAGCUCUCUCCCAUCCGGGCCAGCGUGAGAGGCCUCGUGGCCCGAGGCGCGGCUGCAUGCCAUCUCACGGCCGAGCGACUGGCGGCCUCCCUGUCUGAGCGGUGCCCUGCAUGCGUCGGCUUUGCGGAGGCGGCAGCGGCACGAGUGGGGGGUCUCGCACAAGCAGGCAGCGACGCGCUCGGCCGGUGGCACGCAGCAAGCGGCGCAGGCGAGCUCACGGCCCCUCCCUCCUCCGAGCUGUAUCACGGCGCGACGCUGCUGCACAGACUUCCGCAGCAGCUGAGCGCAGCAAAGGACGGCUUCGCUGCAAAGGUCUUGCCGGUUCUUGCCGGAGCGGUGCCGGCCCAGGCGUCGGAGGCGGCCGGCCAUCUGCGGGCGAAGCUGGCCGGUGGCUGGGCAACUUGGGCUGCCCUGCUGGAGCAGAGCGCGAGAGCCGUGCUGCCGGACGAUGCGCGCGCAUCUGCCGAGCGGCCGGCAGCCGAUGCGGCAGACGCGCCGCAGGCGGCAGAGGGGCGGCUGGGCGCAGCCGCGCGCGCCGCCGGGGCCUGGUUUGGAGGCUGGCUCGGCAGCGAGACAGAGCCCGCUGCUGGCGAUCUGCCCCAAGAAUAUGAGGCAGAUGAUGUGUCACACGCGCCAGAGGCGCCAGCGCAGACGCAUGUGCUGCGGUGGCCCGGCAGAGGCGGCCACCAGUCAUCUGAAAGCACACCUGAAGAGCUGGAGCCUGCUGAUGCCGCCUCAGAGAGCAAGUCGGCUGAUGAGGGCGCAGAGGCAAGUGAAGAUGCGUUGCCAGAGCAGGCCGCAGACUCCCAGCAGGAGCAACAGAGUGAGUGGGAGGCUGAAGAAGGAGAGAUUCCCUUGACAGAUCGACCAUGCAGCGCCAGAGAGCAGUGCACAAUUGAGGAUGACGUGGCUUCUGGCACAAGCGCAGAGGCCAAGGCUGAUGGCGACACUGCUGAGGACAAGUUGCAGAACGUUGCCCCUGUUGAGGACAGCACAGUCUCAGAGAAACCUCCCCUGAGCUUUGACAGCCACACAGCAGAGGAGCCUGCAGAUGAGCCUCAAGCGGAUGAGGGCCUUGCAGCUGCAGAGCCAGAAGCUCCUGCCACAGCUGAGGGUGCCUCUGACCUCAUGCAGUCAGCGCCACAGAGCAAUGAGGCAGGUGAGGUGGCACAGCAGACGGCUGACAGCCAAGACGAGCCUGCUGACCCUGCAGAAGCUGAGGCAUCAAUUUCCACAGAGCCCAACAACGAAUUGCAUGGCCCACCACAAAAGGCGUCUCGCCAGUCCUGGGUGCAGCGUGCUCUGGUUUUGGCAGCAGCUUUAUUGGGCACGACAGCCCUGGCACUGGCCGUCUAUUUGUGGCCGAGGCAGGCUUCAAGUGGACAGCAGCAGCUUCCUGCAGCAGCCGGCGGAAGACAGGGGCGGGUAGCUCACAAGUUGUCCAGGUUUGCGGCAGAGCAGACGUGCGAGGCGUGCGAACCAUCGAUGAUGGAUCUGUCAGCACAUGCGCCCAGCCCAGUGCUGGUGCCGAGUGUCCCCCAGGAGGAGGCGCCCCUCGAGACCUCCCACCGCACCCCACGAGGCAGGCCCAAGAAAGGCAACACGCCCGUCUCGCGCUCGGCCGGCCGCGGCUCCCCCGCGCAGCGCACGCCGCCGCACACGGCCCCGGCCGCCGGAUCGGCCUCCGAGCCACGAGUGACACGCGCGCGCACCCGCUUCGCUGAGGAAAUGCGGAGGACGCCUCGGGCGACGGCGUAUCCUGGACCCUGGCAGGAGUGA